CUUAUGUAUAUGGCAAUGGCUGGCAGACGUCAAUAGUACUUAGACAUACUUAGAACACUGCUACACGUCAUUCCAAAUAUUAUGAUGUUCAUUACCGUAGUCAUUCUUUUGCAGAUCACGGCUAAUUGCAACGCGGAUGUUGGUGCCGGAUGGAAAAUCACUCAUGAAUUGGUAACGCUGGCAUUAAAAAAAAAGUUGGGAUUCGAAACGACAGUGAUGGGUGCCACAGAAAAACAUGUAACAUUUCUCUACUGGAAUUCAAAUUGCGGAAAUAAUAAUCCAGCGGAGUUAAAAUUAAAUCAGGAAGAAGAAUUGUUUAAGUAUUGGAUUGAGGGUUUGCCUCUCAAAGUCAUCGUUCACGGUUGGCUCGAUUCAACUGAGUACGAAGACGACGGCGUUACCUGCGUUAAAAAAGCAUACGUGGAUGUUGGAGGAUUUAACGUGAUAACGGCGGACUGGGGAGAAUUGGCCAAUAGCCAAACUUACCCGAUGGCUGCCAUUUUUACCAAAGACGUUGGCGCUAUCAUAGCUCGGCUGUUACACAACAUAAUGCAGUUGGAAAUAAUCCAGCCUAAAGACAUUCAUAUAAUAGGACACAGUCUGGGCGCCCACAUCGCAGGAGUUAUCGGUUCACAUUUCACUGGGUCAGACCAAAUCGGCAGGAUAACAGCCCUAGAUCCGGCGUGUCCCGGAUUUGAAAUUUUCAAAAUAAAUACCCAACGUCUUAGAUCCACUGAUGCUUUAUUUGUUGACGUGAUUCAUUCAUCUGCGGGCACGGGAGGUUAUUCAAAAUCGAUUGGACACGCUGACUUUCGCCCCAACGGUGGAAAAGCGCCUCAACCAGGAUGUUUCAGUGGGUUUCAGCCCAUGGAUAUAUUCAAAGCCAUUUGCUGCAGUCAUUCGAGGGCGUACUUACUUUACGCCGAUUCCGUGUACCACAGAAAUUCUAUGCAAGCCGUAGAAUGUGGUUCUUGGGAUGAAUUCAAUAAUGGCGGUUGCACUUCCGGAUAUCAAUCUUAUAUGGGACACGAUGCCAACCCCAAUGCACGUGGUGAUUUUUAUUUGGAGACGAACAGAUCUGCGCCGUACGCACAUGCUGGAGCUGGUACGUCUUACUAUUACCAAGAGGAAAUGUAAAAUAUGUUCUUUUUCAAGACACUUGGGCCGAUGACCGACUAUAAUGGAACUGGACCCUCAUAAAUAAUUAAGAUUUUCUUUUCAGAUUCAAGAUACAAAAUUUGUUUGUAAAAAAUGUAAUUAUUAUAUUGUCAACAAUACGCUUUCAUUAUUAUUUCACUUUUUAUGGCAAUAUAUGUGUAAACAAGUUA
Adelges cooleyi (spruce gall adelgid) is the source of this 1328-nucleotide messenger RNA. RefSeq names its product lipase member H-A-like. Gene Ontology annotation, molecular function: lipase activity. Bases 82 to 1137 code for a protein of 351 amino acids. The record is from RefSeq and is a predicted model, not a curated record. Lineage: Eukaryota; Metazoa; Arthropoda; Insecta; Hemiptera; Adelgidae. The transcript is spliced from 8 exons. Gene Ontology annotation, biological process: lipid metabolic process.